Messenger RNA from Candida dubliniensis CD36, 840 nucleotides. It is a transcript of the gene RPC31, whose product is annotated as DNA-directed RNA polymerase III subunit. Gene Ontology annotation, biological process: transcription by RNA polymerase III. Gene Ontology annotation, cellular component: RNA polymerase III complex. Lineage: Eukaryota; Fungi; Ascomycota; Pichiomycetes; Serinales; Debaryomycetaceae. The record is from RefSeq and is a predicted model, not a curated record. The transcript has a single exon. Bases 1 to 840 code for a protein of 279 amino acids.
AUGUCAUUUAGAGGCGGUGGUAGUGGAGGUGGUAGAUCAACUCAAAGAACUAUUCUUCCAUUUGGAUUAGAUUAUGCUGAUAUUAUAUCAUCCACUCAAGAAACAGAAAAACCUCAAUUAUUAUUACCUAUAAAUGGAGAUAUAACUGAAAUUGAAUCCAUUAUUGCUAAACAAUCAAUGAAUUUUACUAAACUAAUGUCGGAAGGACCAUUUUUCACGGGGAAUCUAGAUAGUAUAGAAAUCACCAAAAAACGUCAAAAUAAUGAUAGUGAUGAAGAAGAAGAAGACGAUGAUAAUGAAGGAGGCGGAGGAAGAGAUAAGAGAAAGAAAUCUAAAACAAAAACCAUUACUCUGAGUAGUGGUGGUGAUGGAAUAGAAAGAUAUUCUGAUCGAUAUAAAAAAAUCCAAAAAAUCGGUCGAACAAUUGAUGAACAUCCUUAUCAACCAGAAUAUUUCCCUAGUGAAUUAUAUUCAAUUAUGGGAAUAACUAAUAAACGUGAUAAGAAGAAAUUUUUAUUAUUAUCGAAGUUUAAAUCAAAUGGAGGAUUAAAACAAAUAUUAUCUAAUGAAAAAUUGGAAAAUUUAGAUGAACAAUCAAAAUUAGAUUCUAUGAAAGAAAAAAUGUUAAGUAUGAUUGAUAAUACAGUAAAUAUGAAUGAAGACGAUGAUGGCAAAGGACGUAAUAAUAAUAGUGGUGAUGAACAAGAAAUUGAUGAAGAUGAUAUAGAUGAUGAAUUUGAAGAUGAAGAUGAUGAUGAUUAUAAUGCUGAGAAAUAUUUCGAUGAUGGUGAUGAUGAUGAUGGUGGCGAUGAUGGAGGUGAUGAUGAAGCAGCAUUUUAA